Messenger RNA from Chinchilla lanigera (long-tailed chinchilla), 926 nucleotides. RefSeq lists its product as uncharacterized. The record is from RefSeq and is a predicted model, not a curated record. Bases 1 to 660 code for a protein of 219 amino acids. NCBI's taxonomy places the organism in Eukaryota, Metazoa, Chordata, Mammalia, Rodentia, Chinchillidae. The transcript has 4 exons.
AUGGAGACCCCGUCCUCCCGGCGGCGCGGCGCGGCGCGCAGGGGCAGGGCGCAGGCUCACACUGCACCAGGAGCGAGAGAAACUUUCUUCGUAAGGUCACUCUCCUGGGGACGCACUCCAGGGUUUUACAGCCUCUCCCAUUACUGGAGUGCCUACUCACAGGCCCUGCACUGCCACUGUGUCACGGCCAAACGGAGCAGCAGCAUGAACGGCCCGGCUCCCACAGCGGCAGGCUUCUCCGUGGAGCCUGCACACACGCUACAACAGCCCUGGGCGGGAGCAGCUCGGACGCUCAGAGGGUCUCCGACGGCCGGGACCCCGCUCCAGCUCGGCUCACCCCAGCUCCUCACUGCCCCAGACCCCCGCCUCAAGCUCCCCACCCCCACUGCGCCGCUGCAGCCGGGCGGAAGGCAGGGUUGGCCUCCACGGCGACCUCCCGGAGGGCAGUCCCUGGUAGUCCCCAGCAAUUCAACGCUGAUGUAUGUGAACCUCUCCAGAGACCUGAAUGGACUUACCUCUCCAUUCUUCAAUCUCUCAUCUGCCCUAUCACAGAAGAAAAGCAAUGAAAGCAAUCCACAGAAAACCAUACUGGAGGCCAAUUCCACCUGCAGCUCCCUAAACUCUCUAAGGAACUUUUUCUCCCUUACUGUUAGGGAUUGAACAGAGGCCAGAAGCAUAAGCUCUACCACUGACCUACACCCGCAACCCUAUAAGGAGGCUCUGAAAGUUGCUAUUGAAGUCCUGUUUUUCUUGGGAGUAACAUCUGUAAAGAAAGCCAACUCAACAACAGAAGCCAUCAAGAUUUUCUUCUGUUCAGGCCCCGAGACGUAGUUAUUUUCAUCUCUGGCUAUUGUUGCUACUGCCUCUUAUGUAUGUAUGCUGAAGCAAUGUAAGAAUACCAUAAUGAAUAAAUAGUUCUUUUUGUU